GACCUAGCACCUCAACACGUUAGUGCAUUGGCCCGGGAGUCCAGCAUCCCCUUUGGUCUCUCACAUAUAUAUUUACCCAGAAGCGGAGUAACGGGCCACAGAAAGGCUGCUGGAAUUGUACAGAGGACAGGAAGGGGUUACGGAACAUUUCACAUGGUGAUAAUCGAAUGCCCUGCCGUCGCGCGCCAUAUAGAGCCAGACCACAGAUUUGCCUGUGAGAAACGCACGACAUUUAAAUACUGUCCUGUUCAGAUCUCCCAGGAGCGCAGCGACACAACGACCAAGGUCAACGUAGUUGGCCGUUUUCUCAAGGAACCAUGGUUCUGCUAAGCAGCACAAUAUUGGUUAUUGGAGGUGUGGGCCUAUUUAUAUACUCCGUCAUCACACGGUUUGUCAGUUGGUACCGUCUUCGCCAUAUACCGGGACCUCCAGGAGUAGGAUGGAGUAGACUGUGGCUUCUCCGUCAUCUUUUUUCUGGCAGGUUAUGCAACAAGUUAAAGGAUGUCUGUGAUGAAUACGGUCCUCUUGUCCGAAUCGGCCCUGACUGGGUGGUAUGCAGUGAUGCAAGCGAGAUCCGACGCAUCUGGGGUGUACGCUCUGGGUAUUACCGCUCGCCGUGGUAUAAGGCAAUUCGAAUAGACCCAACAAGGGACAGUAUUCUUACCUUUUGUGAGAAUAAGACACAUCAUCGAACACGAUCUUACUUACUGCCAGGAUAUGCUGCAAAGGGCAUUGAGAACCAGGAGCAGGUCAUAGACGAGCAGGUCGGGAAGCUUAUCGCGCUAAUCAGGAGCAGGUACAUCUCAACGCGCAAUGCGCUGAGACCAUGGAACAUGGGCCAGUCCAUGCAGUAUCUUACCCAAGACGUGAUCACAGCCAUUGGGUUCGGGAAGGCGGUUGGCUAUCUGGACGCUGACACAGAUAUCUUCGGCUUCUUCAAGACAUUCCGAUCCGCAAUCCUACCGUUUCACUGCCUCGCACUUUUACCCACAGUAGUAGACAUCCUCCAAAUUUUUAUAAUGAAGCCAUUUGUACCUAAAGCCACUGACAAGCGCGGCGCAGGCUGGCUUAUGGGCAUCGUCAAGACGCACGUUGACAAACGGUACGGACCAGAGAAGGUCCGCAACAAUGAUGUCCUCCAAUCAUUCGUCGACUCAGGCCUGAGCCAAUCCGAGGUGGAAGUCGAAGCGCUCGUCCAGCUAUUAAGCGGCACGGAUACGACGGCAACAGCUCUGCGGAAUAUAAUAUUCUACAUCGCCACUCAUCCGCGUGCCUACCGCUUAUUACAGGAAGAAAUCGAUGCCGCCGCGCAGGCGGUCACUCGUCCAGUCAUCGCAGAUCAGGAAGCGAAGCAACUCCCAUAUUUGCAGGCGUGCAUUAAAGAAACACUGCGUCUCUGGCCGCCAAUCAUGGGGAUGAUGGGGAAGAUAUCUGACGAAGACGACAUAAUUUGCGGGAUCCGGGUGCCCGCAAAGACGCAAGUCGCGUGGGCGCCGCUAGCGCUAAUGAAGGACCGGGUCGUCUUUGGCGAGGAUGCGAGGACGUUUGAGCCGCAGCGCUGGAUUGACGCGGAUCCCGAACAGCUGAAGCGAAUGGAGGCAACACACGGCUUGGUGUUCGCGGUUGGGACAAGAUGGGAGUGUCUCGGCAAAAGGCUCGCCUAUAUGGAGAUGGAGAAAACAAUAUUUGAGCUUUUCCGCCGCUUUGAUUUUGUAAUGUUGGAUCCUGUUGAGCCAUUUAAGUGGAAGAAUUAUGGGCUCACGAUCCAGCAUGAUAUGAAUGUGAAAAUUACCAGUAGAGGCAUUGCCUGCAACGAAUGAGCUGGGUUGCCCAAGAUUGAUAUAAAUCACCACUCAAUCUUGAAAUAUACAUACCAUUCUAGAGCUCAGGCAAGUUCAAAAUAGUCAAAGCAACAGGCAAUUCAGCAUCAUGGCGGUUUCAAGUAGAUAUUAUUGCCCAGUAGGAGAAGAGUGGUACCGUGUAUCUAGAGGGAAGAGCUC
Messenger RNA from Coccidioides posadasii C735 delta SOWgp, 2000 nucleotides. RefSeq lists its product as uncharacterized. The record is from RefSeq and is a predicted model, not a curated record. Gene Ontology annotation, molecular function: monooxygenase activity; heme binding; oxidoreductase activity, acting on paired donors, with incorporation or reduction of molecular oxygen. NCBI's taxonomy places the organism in Eukaryota, Fungi, Ascomycota, Eurotiomycetes, Onygenales, Onygenaceae.